This is a messenger RNA of Hemibagrus wyckioides, 2484 nucleotides long. RefSeq names its product equilibrative nucleoside transporter 2. Gene Ontology annotation, biological process: hypoxanthine transport; nucleoside transmembrane transport; uridine transmembrane transport. Gene Ontology annotation, cellular component: basolateral plasma membrane; plasma membrane. The record is from RefSeq and is a predicted model, not a curated record. The transcript is spliced from 13 exons. Bases 163 to 1539 code for a protein of 458 amino acids. Gene Ontology annotation, molecular function: nucleoside transmembrane transporter activity. NCBI's taxonomy places the organism in Eukaryota, Metazoa, Chordata, Actinopteri, Siluriformes, Bagridae.
CUAUAAUAAAAGGGCUGCAUCUUAGGGGUGGAGCCACAUGUGAGCGAUGUGGUCAGCAUUUACCGUAGGGGUGAGAAUCUCACAGGCUCGUGCUGAAAGGAGGAAUGGCAGCCUGAAGAAUCUCUUCUUUUCUACCUCCAAGCUCCUAUCUCCUAGACUAAAAUGAUGAGGACAAAACCGGACGCACCAAGUGACCGUUGGCAUUUAGUAGGAAUCAGUUUCUUUAUCCUUGGUCUGGGAACACUACUGCCAUGGAAUUUUUUCAUGACUGCAUCAAUGUACUUUAAUAACAGGCUGAACACGGCAGAAUGGAGCAACGGUACCGUUACGGCCCCGAAGGAGUACUAUUUCAACAACUGGAUGACUCUGCUAUCCCAGCUGCCCCUGCUGGUCUUCACCUUGCUGAACUCCAUCCUCUACCCACGGAUCUCUGAGAGGAUGCGGAUAGCAGGCAGCCUGGUCUUCAUGCUCAUCCUCUUCAUGCUCACAGCCAUGCUGGUGAAGGUUCCAAUGAAGCAAGACCACUUCUUCUCCAUCACCAUGGUGACUAUCUGGUUCAUAAAUUCAUUCGGAGCAGUGCUGCAGGGAAGCCUGUUCGGCUUGGUAGGCUUGCUGCCUCAGAAAUACAGCGCUGUCUUCAUGAGUGGACAAGGUCUCGCAGGGACGUUCGCCGCUUUCGCCAUGCUGUUCGCCAUGGCAAGUGAGACAGAUGAAGAAACUGCAGCUCUUGGAUAUUUCAUCACUCCAUGUGUGGGGACUCUGGUAACGCUGUUCAGCUACCUGCUGCUGCCCAAACUGGAGUUCGCCAGAUUUUACCUCAACAAGAGUAAAGACCAAAGCAAUGAGAUCCAUGGUUCUGCUGAGCUUCUGCCUAAAGGCACACCGGAGAACAGCGAUCCGAACAGUCAGGCCACUGAUUCUGUGCCUAAUGGAACUCCCAGCAAUCCAGAGUGCGACGGUUCCAAGAAAGCAUUUAUUAGCAUUGACGCUGAGAAUGCCAAGCAAGAAAAGAGCUCUGUGCUGGAAGUGUUCAAAAAGAUUUCAGUGAUGGCGUUCUGUGUAACGUUCGUGUUUACGGUCACGCUCUCGGUCUUCCCCGCCGUCACAGUAGACGUGAAGACUGCUUACCCGGGAAAAUGGGAAAGGUACUUUAUCCCCGUAUGUUGUUUCCUGCUCUUUAACAUGAUGGACUUGACUGGGAGAUUUGUCACAACUUGGCUGCGAUGGCCCUCUAAAGAGAGUCGGUGGUUUCCAGCACUAGUGAUCUCCCGUGUGAUCUUCAUUCCUCUGCUGAUGCUCUGUAACGUUAAGGGCCGUCGCUUUCUGCCCGUACUUUUCACAAACGACUGGUGGUUUGUCAUCAUCAUGCUGCUCUUUUCCUUGUCCAGCGGUUACUUCAUUUGCCUGUCUAUGACUUACGCACCACAGUUGGUGGCCCCACAAGACGGAGAGACAGCAGGAGCCCUGAUGACGUUCUUUCUAGCUCUGGGGCUUUCUCUGGGAGCAGCUCUGUCUUUCUUGCUGCGGGUCAUUGUGUAGUCUAAUCCACGCACAUCAUGCGAGGUGACCAGGUCCAAAAUUAUCAGGCAACAAAAAUAAUGAUGAUAUUGAUAUGCAGGUUGUGAAAUAGGAAACGUCUGACAACUCGUUUCUGUUUUUUGUUUUCUCAACAAUGAGGUUGGUGGAUGAAGGGAUGUAUAGAAAGGAAGAAUAGGAAUAAACAUCGGUGGAUAGGAGGCCAUGGAUGGAUUGGGAAGGGAAUCGGAAUGGGUCCUAUUCUGAGUCCUAAUAGGAUAGAAAAUGGGAAUUAUGAGGGAUGCAUGGAUGUAAAGAGGGAGGGAAGGAAUAUAAAUGUAUAUGAAUGGGAUUAUCAAUAAAUGGUAGAAAGAAUGGGAUUGAAGGAUGGAUGGUACAGGACAAAAAUGGGAAUCUCCACAGAUGUACUGGGAAAAACAAUGGGAAUUUGCAUGGAUAGACUGAAUUUUAAGGAUUGAUUUAAGAUUUAUUUUUGUUUUAGUUUUUAACUGCAGAAAUAUAUUUUAAAGCUUCUGCAGUCUAUUUAGGGAGAACUGAUACAAUGUACCUCCUGCACCAUGACAAGAAAAAUCCUAUUAUUCAUUUGUUGUCAGCAAACAAAGGGACACCAGCGACUGUUUCUUAAGCAGCGCAUACAAAUAAUAAAUGCUGAUUUUUUUGUUUGUUUUGUUUUAUUAUUAUGCUAAUGGUACUUUUUUAGAAGUGUAAAAAAUAGAUGCUUUUUUAGAUAAGUUUUUAUUAACUUAUAUCCUUUCGUUAUCUUUAACUUAAGUGUUCAAGUUUUACACCUCGUUACAUUUCUGCGCUGAAAAGAGAGAGGAAAAAUGGUACUGUUCUGUUUCACGUAAGAAAAAAGGAAGAGAAACUGAAGUCUUUUUUACUUAUUAGGGAAUGAGGAAUAAGGAAUAAGGAAGUAAAUGAGACCGAGAAAGACGAAAGAAAAUUAUA